AUGGGAAUCAGUGGUGACCAUAGUGCUCCUUCAAUGCCAGAGUUCACAAAUACAUGUUCCGCAAAUGUGUGCAGCAACAAUGAAGUCAAUUGGCACUAUCAAACUUCAACUUAUUCCUUCUAUCACAAUCCCACCCCACAUGGGCCUCUACCUCAACAACCCUUAGGAUUGGAUCACAUGGCAAAUGAGAAUGGCAUUCCCGAUACGACGUUCACUUGCUAA
Rodentolepis nana is the source of this 222-nucleotide messenger RNA. The record is from the annotation of a GenBank genome assembly. Lineage: Eukaryota; Metazoa; Platyhelminthes; Cestoda; Cyclophyllidea; Hymenolepididae.